GCCCGAGGCCAGAGCUGGAGUAACUGGACUCCCGGCGGCGGGUCGCAGUCCCCGAGCCUGAGGGGCUGGCGUCAGCGCCGAGCCCAAAGCCCUGGGUGGGAGUCUGGCCGGGACGCGCGCACCAUGCCCUACCUGCUCAUCAGCACCCAGAUCCGCAUGGAGGUGGGUCCUACCAUGGUGGGCGAUGAGCACUCUGAUCCAGAGCUGAUGCGGUAUCUGGGGGCCUCAAAGAGAAGCGUCUUGGGAAACAACUUUUGUGAGUACUUUGUUAAUGACCCUCCUCGCAUAGUCCUGGACAAACUGGAACACAAGGGCUUCCGUGUGCUGAGCAUGACAGGGGUGGGCCAGACGCUGGUGUGGUGCCUGCACAAGGAGUGACCCUCUCAUGCUGAGGAGCAGACGGCGCAUCUUUUUCUGAGUGGUUGCCAUGGGCCCCGAUCCUGAGUCCCCGUUCACUCACUGCCCGGCCUUUCUCUUCCCAAAUUGCCAUUUUCCUUAGACCAGCACCACUGGGCAGUGAACGGCCUUUUCUGAAAAUUGCCUCAGCUAGUGGGGGAGGGCAGGGCCCCUGCUCUGGUGCUCUCAGCCGGCCCUCCAGCUUCUGCGCCUGGCUGACAGCCCUGGAGGAGGCCAUGUUCUGUGGGCAGCCUGAGGGACCCGCAUGACCCAGGUUGUCCCUGGCCAGAAACUGGGAGCCGGUGAGGAGCAUGGCCCCAGGACUGGGUGGGAGGGUCCUGCGUAGCUAGUCCAAGCCAAUAAAGGACUGUGAUGAGUGGUUGCUUCUCUG
Molecule: messenger RNA, 787 nt
Organism: Hyaena hyaena (striped hyena)
Lineage: Eukaryota; Metazoa; Chordata; Mammalia; Carnivora; Hyaenidae
Gene: GCHFR
Product: GTP cyclohydrolase I feedback regulator
Exons: 3
Coding region: 124-378 (84 amino acids)
Biological process (GO): negative regulation of biosynthetic process
Cellular component (GO): nucleus; cytoplasm
Molecular function (GO): GTP cyclohydrolase binding
Source: RefSeq, a predicted model, not a curated record